Rhineura floridana is the source of this 2345-nucleotide messenger RNA. It is a transcript of the gene TLCD2, whose product is annotated as TLC domain containing 2. The coding region runs from base 493 to 1197 and encodes 234 amino acids. Gene Ontology annotation, cellular component: plasma membrane. The transcript is spliced from 4 exons. Gene Ontology annotation, biological process: regulation of membrane lipid distribution; phospholipid homeostasis; plasma membrane organization. The record is from RefSeq and is a predicted model, not a curated record. Lineage: Eukaryota; Metazoa; Chordata; Lepidosauria; Squamata; Rhineuridae.
GCCGCCUCACCGGCACGCCUCUACUCCUGUGUCCCCCUCGGCCUCCCUUCCCCUUGGCCCUAAGGCGCGGUAAUUGAAGCUCCACGCGAGGAAGGACGUCCGCCCGCUUUCCCAGCCCUGUAGAAGCCGAGCCACCCGAGCGAGCGGACAAGCCGUCCAGUCCAAGCCGCGCGCCGCGGCGGCCGGCGGGGCCAGAAACGUCUCGGCCUCCGGGGGGGGCGCUGCUGCUGCUGCCCCCGCCCGCGGCGCUCUGGACGGCGAGGAGCCCCCUCCCCUUGCCGCUGGGCGUGUCCCGUCGCCACGGAGACGGGCCGGCCGAGGAGCCAAUGGCAGACACCGCCGGGGGCUCGUUUUGUCUGCCCGCGGCUGCGCCCGGGCGCAAAGCGAGCCAGAGCGGCCGUCGGGGGGAGCUCGCCCAGGGUCGCCACAGCGGGGCGGGGGGCGCCGGGCGAGCCGAGAUCGGCGGGAUCGGGUCCAGCGGGCGGCCCCUCGAUGGAUCUGCUGGUCCUAGGGGGGUCGGUGGUCGCUUUCCGCCUGCUCAAUGCCGGCCUGGAGCGCCUGGUGCCGCCGCCGCCCUCGGCGCAGCGCAACCGCUGGAAGUGGCGCAACGUCUGGACGUCCCUCGCCCACAGCCUGCUCAGCGGCUCGUGGGCGCUGCUCGGCUUCUACGUGCACCCGCAGAUGGCCGAGGACCUCAUCGACACCCACCUGCCCGCGGCGCAUCGCCUGCUCGGGAUCUCCGUCGGCUAUUUCCUGCAGGACUUCGCUGACAUAAUGGGCCACCAGAAGCUUCAGCGGUGCUGGGAGCUGCUUUUCCAUCACUCGGUGGUCAUCCUCUGUUUUGGCUUUGCCUUCCUGGUCCACCGCUUUGUGGGCUUUGCCACGGUGGCUUUGCUGGUGGAGGUCAACUCCAUCUUCCUGCACUUGCGGACGAUCCUGCUGAUGGCCGGCUUGGCCCACACCACCUCCUACCGCCUCACCAGCCUGGUCAACCUGGGCACCUACAUGGUCUUCCGCAUCACGACCCUGGCCUGGAUGACCCGCUGGCUGGUGCUCAACCGGGAGAACAUCCCACCCAACACCUACGCACUGAGCACGGUGGGCAUGGCUGUCAUGACCCCCAUGAACAUUGUCCUCUUCUACCGCCUGCUCCGCAGUGACUUCCUCACAUCCAGCCGGCGCGAGAAGGAGAAGUAAGGCCACCUGGCUCUCCCCUCCCACCAGCUGGCUAUAUGUAAGCGGGCAGAGAGGAGAGCCGACGGGCUGCCACCACCAUCAUCACCUUCUGCCUUCCAGGUUGCAGCUGCCCUCUAAUCCCUCCAGAUGGGAAUGAAGCAGCCACAGCUGCUGCCAUGCAAAGCAGGAGAAAGGGCAGGAAUGUGUUUCUGGAGAGUCUCUCGGGACAAUGGUCUGGUGCCCUCUGGUGGGGUGGAGAGAGGAGGGGGGGCUCUGCAGAUGCACAGGAAGGUGACCCAGCAGAGGCAGGGCCCAGGCAGGAGCCAAGGAUGCAAUGGGGCUUCCCCACAGCUGGUUGAAAUGACUGGGCCCUGCACAACCUUCAUAGUCUGAUGCCUUUGGCACCUUCCCCACCCCGAACGGCUCAAGGCAGUGCAGAUGUUCUCUGCCUUGGGGCUGGUGCUGUGGCAGGGGUUCUCUAAGGCCAGACCCCCUUGUUGGAGGUCCUUGGCAAGUGGCAGAGAGCCAGGAUCCGCCCUUAGACCUCUGGCUUGUUCCCUCCUGGCCCUUCUCUGCCGGAACCUGAAAGCAGGAUUGUGCUGGUCUCUCUCCAGAAUGUGACUCCUGAGGAGCCUUCUGUGCCAUGCAGCUCAGCCUCUUGGCAACCAAUGUUCUCCAGGUGCAUUUCUCUUUGGACAGAGGGGUGGUAGGGAGAGAUCUCUUUGGAGGGCUUGGCCAGCACUGGAACUCAGAAGCCACCUCUGGGGCUCUGCUGAGGCUGGAAGACACCAGUUUGCACUUGUCCUCGCACUGUUUUCUCUCUUUCUUGCAUGUGCAGAUGGACAGAAGACUUACAAGGAAAUCCCACCUUCCUCACCUCUCUCUAGAUCAAAUUGGGGACCCUGGCAUCUUCAGGGCCAGUUGCCACUGCCAGAUUCUGCCCCUGCUGGCCACCCAAAUUAAUACAAGGUAUUCCGUGCCAGUUGGCAACACCACCUUGCUAUCCUGGAUGCUGAGGGCAGUACCAGUUGACUUGCUAAGGGCCAAACAGCUUUCUCUGGGGCACUGCAGUAUUGUGUCGACAAUAAGAAAAAAUGCACUUACAAGAUUAAUCUCUUCUUUUUCUUUUUUGUAACAAGCUGUAUGGAUGUUUGCUAAAGUAAUCAAAA